Cyphellophora europaea CBS 101466 is the source of this 897-nucleotide messenger RNA. RefSeq lists its product as uncharacterized. Lineage: Eukaryota; Fungi; Ascomycota; Eurotiomycetes; Chaetothyriales; Cyphellophoraceae. The record is from RefSeq and is a predicted model, not a curated record. The transcript is spliced from 2 exons. Bases 1 to 897 code for a protein of 298 amino acids. Gene Ontology annotation, molecular function: acetylpyruvate hydrolase activity.
AUGCUGAAAUCACCCAUUCUACGACAGUGGCAACGCCUCGUACGCUUCCAUCCCAAAUCAGACCCUUCCAAAGCCGUCAUCGGCCAGCCAAUAGAUCCCAAACUUGACGUCGGUCUCGCUCUCCGCCACAACACCCAGGACAUCCCCGUGCAACUCUACUCGGGCACCUCUGUCCUCGCCCCAGGCAAGCCGACUGGUCAAACCGCCAGCAUCGCCCGCCUCCUCUCGCCCGUGUCUCAAGCCGAAGCCGGCACCAUCCGCUGCAUCGGCCUCAACUACCGCCAGCACGCUGCAGAAGUCAACCUCCCUCUCCCCACCACGCCAUCACUAUUCCUCAAACCCGCCACGGCGCUCACAAAUCCUUACCCGACACGGGUACCACUCCCCCACCUCACGCAAGCCGACGACAGCGGCGACUACGAGGCCGAACUCGCCGUUGUCAUCGGCGCGGUAGCCAAGAACGUCCGCGCUGCUGACGCGUUGAGCUACGUACUGGGCUAUACGGCGGCCAACGAUGUGAGCAGCCGUACCGCGCAGUUCGCUACCAGCCAGUGGUGCUUCAGCAAAGGCUUUGAUGGCAGCUGUCCUCUGGGCCCUGUGCUAGUGUCGCCGAACUUGAUCCCUGAUCCUGGGAGCCUGAAAGUGAAGGGCUUGCGAAACGGCGAGCUGCUACAGGAUGGCGCCACCGAUGACUUGAUCUUCGGUGUGGCGGAGCUGAUCGCGUUUCUAAGCCAGGGGACUACGUUACUGCCCGGCACGGUGAUACUGACGGGCACACCGGCGGGAGUGGGGGUUGUGAGGAAGCCGAAGGUCACGCUAAGGGCGGGCGAUGAAUUUCACGUGCAGAUCGAGCCACAUGUGGGGACGUUGGUGAGCGUCUUUGAAAACGAGCCUUGA